AUGGUGAAGGAUAAUCGAGAUUCUGACCAAGACCAAGAUUUUAGUUCUGCUCACAUGAAAAGACAACCGGAGCAGCAACAGUUGCAACAGCACCAGUUCCCAAGUAAGAAACAACGAAUAUCUCACCAUGAUGACAGUCAUCAAAUCAACCAUAGACCAGUUACCUCAUGUACACAUUGUAGACAGCACAAAAUCAAAUGCGAUGCUAGUCAAAAUUUCCCUCAUCCUUGCUCCAGAUGCGAAAAAAUUGGUCUCCACUGUGAAAUCAAUCCUCAAUUCAGGCCUAAGAAGGGCUCACAGUUGCAACUACUGAGACAAGAUGUGGAUGAAAUCAAAUCUAAACUCGAUACUCUUCUGGCCAAUGACAGCGUUUUCGUUCAUCUUUUACAACAGAUUCCCAUGGGCAAUAGCCUUUUGAAUAAGCUCAAUCUGCAUCCAACUCCAACUCCGGGUACUAUUAUCCCUAACCCAGAUUCUUCUCCUUCCUCAGGUUCUCCAACUUCUUCCGCGGCUCAACGAGAUUCUAAGGUUUCAGUUCAAACUUAUUUGUCCAGGGAACCCCAACUCUUACAAGCAAAUCAGGGCAGCAAUACGAAUAAAUUUAAAGCAAAUAAUGAAGCAUCUUCUCACAUGACGUUGCGCGCAUCUUCUUUAGCGCAAGAUUCGAAAGGCUUGGUUGCAACAGAGCCAAAUAAGCUGCCCCCGCUGCUAAAUGACUCAGCAUUGCCUAAUAAUUCAAAAGAAUCUUUACCUCCUGCUUUGCAAAUGGCUUUUUAUAAGAACAACUCUGCAGGUAACACUCCGAACGGCCCCUUCUCUCCAAUUCAAAAAACAUAUUCCCCUCAUACUACGUCGACCACCGUUACAACGACAACAAAUCAACCACCAUUUGCAGCAACAAGCCACGUAGCAACAAAUAACAAUGCAGAUAGGACGAAGACGCCGGUAGUAGCCACCACCACGACUAUGCCAUUAUUGCCUUCGCCGCAUGCAAAUGUAGAUGAGUUUGUACUGGGCGAUAUUAGUAUUUCCAUUGAAAAAGCGAAUAGAUUACACCAUAUUUUCGUGACUAGGUAUCUGCCGUAUUUUCCUAUUAUGUAUUCCAAUAACGCCACCGAAUUAUACUCCCAAUCUCAGUUGCUUUUCUGGACCGUGAUGUUGACGGCAUGUCUGUCUGAUCCUGAACCGACGAUGUAUUGCAAGCUAAGCUCUUUGAUCAAGCAACUUGCCAUAGAGACCUGCUGGAUAAGAACACCUAGAUCCACACAUAUUUCGCAAGCUUUGUUAAUAUUGUGCAUUUGGCCUUUGCCUAACCAAAAAGUCCUAGAUGAUUGUUCUUACCGUUUUGUAGGAUUAGCAAAGUCACUGUCUUAUCAAUUAGGUUUGCACAGAGGUGAAUUCAUUUCUGAAUUCACAAGAACUCAAACAUCAAUGCCAAAUGCAGAAAAGUGGAGAACUAGGACUUGGCUGGGAAUAUUUUUUGCCGAACUUUGUUGGGCGAGUAUCCUUGGUUUGCCACCAACUUCACAGACAGACUAUUUAUUAGAAAAAGCCUUAUCCUGUGGUGACGAAGAAUCAGAAGAAGAUAACAAUGACAGUAUUGACAAUAACAACAAUGAUAAAAGGAACAAGAAAGACGAGCCGCACGUUGAAAGUAAAUACAAACUACCGGGCAGUUUUAGAAGAUUGCUCAGCCUGGCGAAUUUCCAAGCAAAAUUGUCUCAUAUCAUUGGUUCUUCCACUUCCAGUCCUGAUGGUUUAUUGGAACCAAAGUAUCGUGCUGAGACACUGUCCAUCUUGGGAAAAGAGUUAGAUUUAUUAGCAAAAACUUUAAAUUUCCAGAGUGACGAUACUGUCAACAUUUAUUUUCUUUAUGUUAAAUUAACUGUCUGUUGUUUUGCAUUCCUACCCGAAACACCUCCUACCGAUCAAAUUCCAUAUGUCACAGAGGCCUAUCUAACAGCUACUAAAAUUGUCACUCUAUUGAAUAAUCUUUUAGAAACACACCAAUUAAUUGAACUGCCUAUUUAUAUUAGACAAGCUGCUACAUUUUCUGCACUGAUUCUCUUUAAAUUGCAGUUGACUCCUUUACUUCCUGACAAAUAUUUUGAUUCAGCAAGGCAAUCCGUGGUCACUAUCCAUAGACUUUAUAGAAAUCAGUUAACUGCGUGGGCCACUAGUGUUGAGAAUGAUAUUUCGAGAACUGCAAGUAUGUUAGAAAAACUGAACUUCGUACUGAUCAUGCAUCCAGAAGUUUUUGUGGAAGAAGACGGUAUUAUUUCUAGGAUGAGAUCACAUUUAACAGGGUCUCUAUUCUAUGAUUUGGUUUGGUGUGUUCACGAGGCGAGAAGAAGGGAAAUGGAUCCCGAAUAUAACAAGCAAGCCUUAGAGAAAGCCGCUAAGAAAAGAAAAUUUUCCUCAAAUGGUAUCUACAAUGGCACUUCGUCUACGGGUGGCAUAACGGACAGAAAACUAUAUCCAUUGCCACUAUAUAACCAUAUCUCCAGAGAUGACUUUGAAACUGUAACAAAAACAACACCAAGUGGAACCACUGUUACCACUUUAGUUCCUACUAAGAAUGCCUUAAAGCAGGCAGAAAAGCUAGCCAAGACAAAUAACGGAGAUUCUGACGGUUCUAUAAUGGAGAUUAACGGGAUACCUCUUUCCAUGCUCGGGGAAACAGGCAGCGUAAAAUUUCAAAGUUUAUUCGCUAAUACCUCGAAUAGUAACGAUUAUAAUAAUAAUAGGACGUUAUUGGAUGCGUCUAAUGACAUAUCAAUUCCCUCUAAUUCAAUUUAUCCAGUGGCUUCUGUCCCCGCUUCGAAUAACAAUCCACAAAGUACUAAGGUAGACUAUUAUAGUAACGGACCUAGUGUAAUUCCUGAUCUCUCCAUGAAAAGAUCAGUAAGCACUCCCGUUAAUCAUUUUCCUGCGUCCGUUCCAGGGUUAAGGAACCACCCCGUUGGCAACUUAUCUAAUAAUGUUACAUUGGGAAUAGACCACCCUAUUCCAAGGGAGCACAGUAAUUUACAAAAUGUCACCAUGAAUUAUAAUAAUCAAUUCAGCAACGCCAACGCGAUUGGAAGAUCACAAAGUAGUAUGUCCCAUUCACGUACACCGAUUGCUUCGAAGUCAAAUAAUAUGACAGAUUUGCAUUCCGUCGUUUCCGACCCCGGCUCCUCUAAAAGCACGGCAUAUCCACCUCUGAGCUUGUUUUCCAAAAGUAAUGAUAUCAAUAGCAACAAAACGAACCAACGAUUUUCUACGGGCACUAACACUGUAACUUCUUCUAACUUCCAAACCAUCGAUAAUGAAAACAACGUGAAGACUCCUGGAAACAAACUAACGGAUUUUUUUCAGCAACAAAGUGCAGGCUGGAUUGAAGGCAACUCCAGUAAUGAUGACUUUUUUGGUUGGUUCGAUAUGAACAUGGAACAAGGUUUUUAA
Molecule: messenger RNA, 3447 nt
Organism: Saccharomyces cerevisiae S288C
Lineage: Eukaryota; Fungi; Ascomycota; Saccharomycetes; Saccharomycetales; Saccharomycetaceae
Gene: SEF1
Product: Sef1p
Exons: 1
Coding region: 1-3447 (1148 amino acids)
Biological process (GO): DNA-templated transcription; regulation of DNA-templated transcription
Cellular component (GO): nucleus
Molecular function (GO): DNA binding; zinc ion binding; DNA-binding transcription factor activity, RNA polymerase II-specific
Source: RefSeq, marked reviewed